UGACUGUGACUGUGGCUGUGGCUGUGACUGACUGCCACUGUGACUGUGACUGCCACCGCCACUACGACUGCGACUACGACUGCGACUGCGACUGCGACUGCGACCACAACUACGACUACGACUGCGACUGCGACUGCGACUGCCAGCAUGCGACGACCAGACUCCACCAACAAACCGACUUGCUGACCACACCAUGGAGUCGGCGCAACUCACCAAAGCCCACGAGCACGUGCGCAACGCCCAGACGGCGACGCUGAGCAGCAGCAUCGCGACCGCGGGGGACGAGCACGACCGCGCGGCCGCCUUCUUCCACGACGCCGCCCAAGACACGCACAACGAGGAGGCCCUGCGCAUCCUCGGCCUGCUCGAGGACCACCACCGCAAGCUGGCCGGCCUGAUCAAGGAGACGCCGCGCAAGACGGACAAGAAGAGCAGCAGCAGCAGCAGCAGCAGCAGCGCAAGCAAGCUCUCCGACAGCACCACCGCAACCGCAUCCGCCAAGACGGCCGCCGUUCGAACCAGCUCGCCGUCCGCGUCGGCUCCCCGGACCCACCGCCGACUGCCCCCCUCCUCCAUAGCCACUAACCUUGCUGAGAAGCGCGGCAUCCCGAGCGCACGGCGCACCACAAGCAGCACCGCAGCGACAGCGUCCGGCGCAAACGCCGCACGAGAUGGCCAGGCUACACCCGUCAGAGACCUGCUGGAGAGGCAGGCCCGGAAAGCCCAUCUGAGCACAUCACGAGAGCUCGCCAAGCCAAGCGCGGCCCCGCUGUCCUCGUCUCCUCUGUCCUCGUCUCCUCGGUCCCCGUCUCCUCCGCCCUCGUCUCCUCCGCCCUCGUCUCCGCCCGAAGACAACUUCCGCCGCUUCUACUCUGCGUUUGGAGGCGUCAUAUCCGCCAUAUCAGCUCCGCUGGCAUUCACCUCGCUGCCGCUCAACCCCACACCGUCCACGCCGGCUCCCGAGCCGGCCAAGACGGACAAGGCUUCGCGAGCCAAGUCGCGACCCUCGUCCCCAGAAGCCUCGCGGACCGUCAAGUCCUCCGUGCCCGACCUAGCCGCCCUCAUCAGCAAGCCGGCUCUCCGCGCGCUGCGCAGCGAUGGCGGCACGCCCCUCAACCCAAACGAGUCCUUCUACCUCGUCCCCACGUCUGGCGGCACCGUCACGUACGCCAGCAUGCUGCAGGGGCCCGGCACACAUGCGCACCACCUCGCCCCCAUCGACGAAGGCUCGGGCUCUCUCAGAGGCAGCCACGACGAGUUUGUCGACGCCCAGGAAAGCGUCGGCCCCCCCUCGCCCACGACGCGGCGUCCACGCUCCCGCAGCUCCGCAGGGCAGGUGACGCCGCAGCGCAGCAUCCCCGCCGGUCGCGGCGCGGGCCUCCAGACGCUCGAGGAACUCGCGCUCGAGAAUGAAACACUAAAGGCCCUCGUCGAUAAACAGGCGAAUCGCAUACAGAUGUGGGAGACCAACUCGCAGAACCAGUUUGCCCUCGCUCAGUCCUUCCGCGCCCGUCCCCCGCCACCGUCGCGCGCACCCACAGACACUGCGAUUCCGGACACACCUGCAGAUGCAGACGCUGGUGCUGGUGCUGGUGCUGGUGCUGGUGCUGGUGCUGGUGCUGACGCGGCACCGCACCGCAUCGCCGCGCUCGAGGCUCAGAUUGCGCAUCUCAGCGCGACCAACGCCCAGCUCGCCCGCCGCACGGAGAAGGAUGGCCUGCUCAUUGCGCGCUACAGGGAGCAGUGGGAGAAGCUCAAGGCUGGCGCUAGGAAGAAGGAGAUGGAGAGGAAGGUCUCUACGGCUGGGGUCGGGGAACCGAGUGAGGGGGGGUGAGCGGUGUGUGUAGUGUGUGUAGGUGGGCUGUGGAAGAUUUCAUGGUGCUUCACCGUGUAGGUGGGUGUGUAGACGGAUUUAUGAACAAGUUCC
Didymella exigua CBS 183.55 is the source of this 1927-nucleotide messenger RNA. RefSeq lists its product as uncharacterized. The coding region runs from base 194 to 1834 and encodes 546 amino acids. The transcript is spliced from 2 exons. NCBI's taxonomy places the organism in Eukaryota, Fungi, Ascomycota, Dothideomycetes, Pleosporales, Didymellaceae. The record is from RefSeq and is a predicted model, not a curated record.